Molecule: messenger RNA, 711 nt
Organism: Plenodomus lingam JN3
Lineage: Eukaryota; Fungi; Ascomycota; Dothideomycetes; Pleosporales; Leptosphaeriaceae
Biological process (GO): riboflavin biosynthetic process
Molecular function (GO): riboflavin synthase activity
Source: RefSeq, a predicted model, not a curated record
AUGUUUACCGGCCUAGUUGAAACCAUUGGCACUGUCUCCGCCCUGGAGGAGCGUGAUCAGACGGCUUCCGGUGGUGGCGGGACCUCAUUGACUAUUUCGGGAUGUGCGGACAUUCUGGUGGAUGCGCAUCUGGGCGACAGCAUCAGCGUCAAUGGCACGUGUCUGACAGUCACCGAGUUCGACCAGUCAACGUUCAAGAUUGGAUGCGCUCCCGAAACGCUGCGGCGCACCAAUCUCGGAUCACUCAAGAAAGGCUCCAAGGUCAACCUAGAGCGUGCUGUCUCAGCCAGCACGCGCAUGGGCGGCCACUUUGUUCAAGGCCAUGUCGAUACAACUGCGACCAUUGAAUCGGUCACUCCCGACGGCAACGCCCUGACGUUUCGUUUCAAGCCCAGAGAGACAGCAGUCCUGCGUUAUAUUGUCGAAAAGGGCUACGUGACCAUCGAUGGGGCCAGCCUCACCGUCACCAGGGUCCAAGACGGCCCACAAGGCUGGUGGGAAGUAAUGCUCAUCGCGUACACACAGGAAAAGGUCAUCACUGCAUCCAAGAAGCCGGGUGACAUUGUCAACGUUGAAGUGGAUCAGGUUGGCAAGUACGUGGAGAAGAGUGUGGAAGGCUACUUCGAGGGCACUGCAAAGGGCGAGUUUGCUAUAUUGGAGAAGAUGGUGUCAAGACUGGUCGACGAGAAGCUCAAAGCACUCGGCAAGUAG